Molecule: messenger RNA, 351 nt
Organism: Heterobasidion irregulare TC 32-1
Lineage: Eukaryota; Fungi; Basidiomycota; Agaricomycetes; Russulales; Bondarzewiaceae
Exons: 2
Coding region: 1-351 (116 amino acids)
Source: RefSeq, a predicted model, not a curated record
AUGUCUUCCAGCAAAUCCAUCUACCUCUCCUCUAAAGACACUCUCAUCGAACGACCUUACGAAGAAACACCCUCCACUGAACCCUCUAUUCCCUCGACUCCCGAGAUGUUUAUAGUAGAAGAACGAUCCGUACCAUGGGACACGGACGAAGAACAAGCAGCGUGGGAGGCAGAAGAAGGAUUCAGCGAACCCUCACCUUCCCGCUCCCCCUCUCCACCACCCCUUAUCCGCAUGCAGGACGAGGGGAUCAUAUUCCCCGAUAGAGAGACGUACCUGACAACUCCCGUCACCUACAUGAUGGGACUCAUCGAAAGAACACCGAACACUGAGUUUGUGUUAGGACCCACAUGA